Clupea harengus (Atlantic herring) is the source of this 4384-nucleotide messenger RNA. RefSeq names its product glutamate metabotropic receptor 2b (gene grm2b). The record is from RefSeq and is a predicted model, not a curated record. Gene Ontology annotation, molecular function: G protein-coupled receptor activity. Gene Ontology annotation, cellular component: membrane. Lineage: Eukaryota; Metazoa; Chordata; Actinopteri; Clupeiformes; Clupeidae. Gene Ontology annotation, biological process: G protein-coupled receptor signaling pathway.
UUGGCAAAUAUGCACAUUUGCUAUUGCAUUUUAAGUCACAGUAGAAGACAUGCUUCCUAGCCCCCUUCCCAUAAAGUAUCGCUAAAUGUGGUUUAGCACAAGUGUUGUUCCCAGUACCCCAAGCCCUAAUCAAGUAUCCCUCGACUCGGGCACACAGGUCUGCAAGGCGGUCGGUCCUGCCAAUCAAAUGGCCAUUAGAGAUUUCUAUCUCGGAUUACACAGCAAAGGAAUCUUCCCUUGAGUUUUGCAUAUUCACUUUCAUUCGUCGUAGUCGAGAAGAAACGAACCUCCUUUACAGUAGCCUGUUGACCAGUGUCUGAGAACAGUGACUUACGAAGGAACUCAUUCGAGUUUGCUAAAGAAAGUUAUAUUGAGACAGCCGUUAAAGCAUAAACAUAUGUCGAAGGAAAAUGUACGUUUAAGAUCAAGUAACCCAUUAGUUCAGCAGAAAAUGCACAAAGACCCUAUUCAUGACACCGGGCCCUUUUUCAGUACCAAGGACAGAUCCCUUUCUUGGCAGCACCUGGAAGACCCUUCGAGAGCUUCGACUUGUUGACUUCUCUCUGGAUACACGCACUCCGAGGCAACACCAUCAAGCUAACCACAUAAAAGUUGUACUUUUAAUUAAUUGUUUCUGACCUGCUGGACACUGUGAAGUUCAACAUUCUUCUGGAUUCUGAUACCUUCUGAGUAUUUCAGGUGCACAGCAAACAAAGAUGGAAGUCCUCCCACUUGAAGACCAGCUCAACAUUCAGGCAUAAAAGGAAAGACAAAGAUACCGUGGCAGUGAUCAGCAUCAGGUACUCCCUUGCUAAAGCAACCUAAGCAUGAUGGUGACAAGAGAAGCCCACCUCUCCAGGCCGCUCAGGUCAUCGCCCAUCACCCCCCACUGGUGGCUCCAGCUCCUCCUCAUCACCCUGCUGGCUCCUGAGGCCCUGUCCAGCCCCAGGGUCCCACCGGCAGAGGCCGCCUCCAAGCGGGAGAUCAUCAUCAAGGGCGACCUGGUCAUCGGGGGCCUGUUCCCGGUGCACGAGAAAGGCGACGGCUCCGAGGACUGCGGGAAGAUCAACGAGCACAGGGGCAUCCAGAGGCUGGAGGCCAUGCUGCUGGCGCUGGACGAGAUCAACCAGGACAACAACCUCCUGCCAGGGCUCACGCUGGGCGCUCACAUUCUGGACACCUGCUCCAAGGACACCUACGCGCUGGAGCAGUCGCUGGAGUUUGUGCGUGCCUCGCUCACCAAGGUCCACGAGACGGGCUUCAUCUGUCCCGAUGGCACCUCGCCGCAGAAGGAUGACAUUCUGGCCAUCUCUGGGGUCAUCGGAGGUUCCUACAGCGAUGUCUCCAUCCAGGUGGCCAACUUGCUCCGUCUCUUCCAGAUCCCCCAGAUCAGUUAUGCCUCCACCAGUGCAAAGCUGAGUGACAAAUCCCGUUAUGACUACUUCGCUCGCACUGUUCCCCCCGACUUCUACCAGGCCAAGGCCAUAACGGAGAUCCUACGCUACUUCAACUGGACCUACGUGUCUACGGUGGCCUCAGAGGGUGACUAUGGCGAGACGGGCAUCGACGCCUUCCAGCAAGAGGCCCGGACGCAUCAGAUCUGCAUCGCCACCUCCGUCAAGGUCAGCCGCUCCAUGAACCGCUACAGCUAUGACAACGUGAUCCGCUCGCUGCAGCAGAAAGGCAACGCCAAGGUGGUGAUCCUGUUCACGCGAAGCGAAGACGCGCGGGAGCUGCUGGUGGCGGCCACCCGCAUGAACGCCUCCUUCGUGUGGGUGGCGAGCGACGGCUGGGGUGCACAAGACAGCGUGGUCAGGGGCAGCGAGGCGGUGGCCAACGGGGCCUUCACCAUUGAGCUGGCCUCAUACCCCAUCCGCGAGUUCGCUGACUACUUCACCAAGCUCACGCCGCACGGCAACAAUCGCAACCCCUGGUUCCGGGAGUUCUGGGAGCACCGCUUCGGGUGUCAGCUCAACGAGCCGGGCUGCGCCCUGCGGAGCCUCCGCGACGGGGCCUUCCAGCAGGAGUCCAAGAUCAUGUUUGUGGUGAACGCCGUCUACGCCAUGGCACAUGCCCUGCAUAACAUGCGGCAGGCCGUUUGUCCCAACACCACAGGACUGUGUGAAGCCAUGAAACCUGGCAACGGGAAAAGGUUUUAUCGAGAGUUCGUCCUUAAGGCAAAGUUUGAUGCUCCUUUCAGACCGGCAGACACAGAGAAUGUUGUUCGUUUCACCUCCACUGGAGACAGCCUCGGUCGCUACAACAUCUUCCACUACCACAAGGAGAACGGCAAGUAUGUCUACAGGAAGGUGGGCUACUGGGCAGAGAACCUGGUGCUGAACAACAGCCAGAUACCAUGGGGAAAUGGCGUGGUGCCCACCUCGCAGUGCAGCGACCCGUGCCACCCCAACGAAGCCAAGAGCAUGCAGCCAGGGGACGUGUGCUGUUGGAUCUGCAUUCCCUGCCAGCCCCACCAGUACUUGCUGGACGAGUUCACCUGCCAGGACUGCGGCUUCGGCGAGUGGCCUCUGGCUAACCUGACCGGCUGCUUCGAGCUUCCAGAGGAAUACAUCCGCUGGUCAGACGCCUGGGCCAUUGGUCCGGUGACCAUCUCCUGUUUCGGGAUGCUGUGCACGAUAAUGGUGGCCGGUAUCUUUAUGCGGAACAACAACACUCCGGUAGUGAAGGCGUCGGGCCGCGAGCUCUCCUACAUUCUGCUGCUCGGCAUUUGGUCGUGCUACGCCAUGACCUUCAUCUACAUCUCCAAGCCGUCGGCGGCUGUGUGCACGCUGCGCCGCCUGGGCCUGGGCACGUCUUUCGCCGUCUGCUACUCGGCGCUCCUCACCAAGACCAACCGCAUCGCCCGGAUCUUCGGCGGCGUCCGCGACGGGGCCACGCGGCCCCGCUUCAUCAGCCCGGGCUCGCAGGUGGCCAUCUGCGCGGCGCUCAUCUCCUGCCAGCUGCUGGUGGCCAUGACCUGGCUGCUGGUGGAGGCGCCGGGCGUCCGGAAGGAGGUGGGACGGGAGCGGCGCGACGUGGUCACGCUCAAGUGCAACAGCAAGGACUCCAGCAUGCUGGCCUCGCUGGCCUACAACUGUGUGCUCAUCAUCCUCUGCACCGUCUACGCCUUCAAGACCCGGAAGUGCCCCGAGAACUUCAACGAGGCCAAGUUCAUCGGCUUCACCAUGUACACCACCUGCAUCAUCUGGCUGGCCUUCCAGCCCAUCUUCUAUGUGACCGCCAGUGACUACAGGGUGCAGACUACCACCAUGUGCAUCUCUGUGAGUCUGAGCGGUUCUGUGGUGCUGGGAUGCCUCUUUGCCCCCAAGAUCCACAUCAUCCUCUUCCAGCCACAGAAGAACGUUACUAGCCUUAGAUCUAAGGUUAAUACCAAGAUCAACACCGCUGGCUCCAACUACUCCCAAGGUUCGGCCACGACCCCCGUGCCAACUGUUUGCAAUGGAAGGGAGGUAGUGGACUCCACCACAUCCUCUCUGUGAGACAGGGAGUAAGAAGAGGCACACACACACACACAUCAGUUGUCCUCCGAUGCCCUGCGUGGAUGCUGAAGACGCCCCGUGUUAGGAAGGCAAAUCAAAUCCUGAUCUCUCCACUCUCUAAAAGACUUGCACACCAGAAUAAAGCUCAAGAGGCAGGGAGCCUGUUGCUACUAAGUACUAAGACAGCAGCUAUCAAUGUGACUAUACUGGACUUAAUAAUGUACAAUCCUAACCUGUGUAGUUUUAACAUGUACCUUUUCGUGAGACACUGGGUUACACAAACCUGAAAAAAAGAAUACAGUGAAAAAACAAUUCACUAUUUAGGUUGUUUAGAUUCCGUCCUUAUUCUAUAAUGAGGCAUGCAGUGGUAUAGUGUUGUGUUGGCUAGGUAUUUAGCUAACCAUGUGGACUGCACCUGUCAUUAUGUUACUUAGCAUCCUGUAUCGCUGUAGCAGUUUUCAUGUUACAUCUUCUGUGGUCAUUGCAAAGGCUCUAGUGCUGCAGGUGCCUCUAUAGUGUUGUAGAUUCUACAGUUUUUGGGGCUCUGAUCAAACUAUGCUGCCAUGUGAUUAUGCUCUAUCGAGUUGGAGCAGUGAUGGAGGUCCACACUGUAUCUCUCAACGGGUGCUCCCUCCCAAAGUGCUGUGAAUCAAACGUCCUAUCGUCUCUUCCUGUUGAAAUAGUGUAGAUCCAAGGAAAUUACAACUAUACACAACAGUAGGUUAUUUUCCUUCUUUUGACAAAGUUUAAUGAAAUAUGGAGAUUAAUCGUGUUUUUUUUUUCAAAACGUAGGCUAUUAUAUGAAAUGUUUUAACAUAGAGUCCAGUGAGUAAGUCAGUGCUUUCUUGUAAUUUAAAUUGUAAAUAAACUUUUUAAAAUGAAAA